Lonchura striata (white-rumped munia) is the source of this 2776-nucleotide messenger RNA. It is a transcript of the gene ASPSCR1, whose product is annotated as ASPSCR1 tether for SLC2A4, UBX domain containing. The record is from RefSeq and is a predicted model, not a curated record. Lineage: Eukaryota; Metazoa; Chordata; Aves; Passeriformes; Estrildidae. Gene Ontology annotation, biological process: intracellular protein transport; glucose homeostasis. Gene Ontology annotation, molecular function: protein binding. Gene Ontology annotation, cellular component: vesicle membrane; nucleus; cytoplasm.
CGGCAGGGGAAGAUGGCGGCGGCGGGUGGGGGCGGUGCUGCGGUGUCGGUGUUGGCGCCCAGCGGGCGGCGGGUGACCGUGCGGGUGGGGCCCGGCACGGUCCUGCUCCAGGUCCUCGAGGAGGUCUGUAGGAAGCAGGGUGGCAGCCCUGGCGAGUACGGCCUGAAGUUUCAGAGGAAUGUGUUGGACCUGUCUUUGCAGUGGAGAUUUGCUAGGCUGCCCAACAAUGCCAAACUGGAGAUGGUGCCAAUCUCCGUCAGAGCAGGAGCUGGAACCACGGUUCGGAUAGCAUUACAGUUAGACGAUGGCUCCCGUUUGCAAGACACCUUCCUCUGUCAACAGACCUUGUGGGAACUUCUCAACCGUUUUGCAAAGAUCAGGGAGUUGAUGGAACAGGAUGGUGAAUUGUCUCCAGUCUGUAUUUACAUGCGAGAUGAGAUAUCAGGAAAAGAUGCUCUGGAGAAGACAACACUGAAAUCGCUUGGCCUGAUUGGAGGCAAUGCUGUUAUCAGAGUUGUCAUGAAGAAAUGCAGUUCAUCUGCUUGGGAGGAAGUUGUGGAUGCCACGGUGCCUUGUAAUGAGCCAACAGUGAGGCGAGGCUCUAUGGAAGAAGCAGUGGAUGUGCCUCUACCUCAAGCAAACACAUUUCCAAAGGACUUGGAGCACAGGGAUGUGGCUGUAUCUUUAAACAGCUGCACACACAAGCAAGACUCAAUUAAAGAUUCUCAUGCUAGCUUGGAGGAGCUGUGGCAUUCUCCAGAGCCUGAGCCUACCCAAUUUGUCCCUUCUUUUGGAGAUGGAGAGCCUCUGGGGGACUCUCCUGUAGCUGUACCAUCUUCAAAGCUGCCGACAACUUUUUCCAGUCCUGGAGGCCCUUCUAAGCCAAAGAAGUCUAAGAGCAGCCAAGAACUGCGAAAGGAGCAAGAACAGCUUGUAGAACGUGAGCCCCUUAUAUGUCACCUAGACUUACUGGAACAGCUUCCUGAUGGCUCAGAAGAGCUUCCUGAUGAAUUUUUUGAAGUCACAGUGGAUGAUGUACGGAAACGUUUGGCACAGCUGCAGAAUGAGAGGAAACGCCUGGAAGAAGCUCCACUGAUGACAAAAUCCUUGAAGGAGUCCCAGCUGAAGGAGAAGUUGGAGCGUUACCCAAAGGUGGUGGUGAGAGUUCGUUUUCCAGACCGCCAUGUUCUGCAGGGCUUUUUCCAUCCCACUGAAACUGUUGGCAUUUUGAGAGACUUUGUAAGAAGCCACCUUGCUGAUGCAGAGUUGCCAUUUUACUUGUUUGUUGCACCUCCCAGAAUCAUCUUGAACGAUGAAAGUCUGACGCUGUUUGAGGCUAAACUUUUCCCAACUGCUGUCAUUCAUUUUGGAUCGGAGGAGUGCAGGGCUUGUUACCUGAAAUCAGACCUGCUGAGCUCUGCAGUUUCUCCUUCUGCAGCUGAUUUAUUAGUAGCCAGAUCAUUAGUUCCUUCUGCUUCAUCAGCUUUAGCGUCAGUGGCUCCAUCCUUAUCUGAACCAGAAGUGGGAAGUGACAAAGAGACCAUUGGGCAGCUAGAAGCAUCCAGCACUCAGGGAGCUCUGCAAGUGUUUAGAAAAGCCCCUGGGAAAAUACCCAAAUGGCUGAAGCUUCCAGGUGGAAAAAGAUGAAGCAUCCUGGGCUGCUGGAUCACUGAGUUGUCAGCUGUGCCCUCUUCUCCACGAACUUACUGAGAAUGUGCAAAAGGUGUUGGUGACCCUGGAGAGAUCUAAUCUGUAUGAACAUUAGUUAUAAAAAGAGAAUGGCUAUUUCAGAUACCAGUUGCAGCUGGUGGAGGAGUGGAGGGCCUGUUUGUGGUCUUUGUGACUAGAGAAGCAAGGUUAGAGGUUAAAUUUAAGGUUUCUUGCAUGCAAAUAAUAAGAAUAGAGAAUUAAGGGGGACAUGAUUCCUGUAUACUUCCUGCAAAGGACUUUUUUUCUAACCAUAUUUUUAAAUUCAAAUCCUCUCAGUUCCACCUUCAGAGAUCACUUGAGUCUAGCCUGUAUUCUAGUAGCAAAAUACAAUCUGGUUCAGCUUUACUUAUAAUUAUUAAGUGGUGCCUAGAACAAGACUUCUCUCUGCCCCUUAGUAUUAGGGUUAGUGCUGCUGAUAAUUCCAGGCAUAGAUGGCUGGAAAAUGAAGAGGAAGCACUUCAGUUACUUAAACCAGUUGAGAUCAGUGAACUUUCCUGUGAAGCACUUGGACUGCUGCACUCAUAUUGUGUUCAGUUGCCAGAAUCUUGUUAACAAGGAACACAGGUAUCUGUUCAUGGAAUGCUUGUUGAGCUUGUUUCUGCCCUAAGCUCUACUUUUAUUUUCACUGUAUAUAAUUACCAUCAGUAAUUAGUUACAGCAAGGGAAGAAACAUCCAGUUGAAGGGUCUCUUCAAAUGACAGUUGAUUGGUUGCCUCAGUAUUCCCAGAGCAGGGUAGGUGUGCUCUGCACUGUAGUUAGUGUACAGGGGAAAGGCCCAGUCCAGAUCUUUGUCUCCUGCAGAUCUCGUUGGGGGAUGAAUAUUGGUUAGCAUUGCCCUUAUACUGGAGAUGAACUCUCUUGUACCAUGGGAGUUAUGGUGCUGGGUUUUGUUUGAAGUCUUCUCCGUGGAUCAGUGAUCUGUGGAGAGUCGGGGUUCCAUGGUACAGUAAUACCAUGUUUUCCAUUUUCCUUGUUUCCUCCCUGCACUACAUGUGCAUCUGCACAAUUUAUAGAUGUAAUAAAGCAGAGUGGCCACGGGGGCCCUUUUGGUCAGUCCUGUUAAUAA